Arachis stenosperma is the source of this 978-nucleotide messenger RNA. RefSeq lists its product as uncharacterized. The coding region runs from base 1 to 873 and encodes 290 amino acids. The record is from RefSeq and is a predicted model, not a curated record. The transcript has a single exon. Lineage: Eukaryota; Viridiplantae; Streptophyta; Magnoliopsida; Fabales; Fabaceae.
AUGGGUUCUUGCAUUAGCAAAUGCAAACCCCAACACACCAAGAAUGUUGUUCAAGACAAGCUUGUCAUCUCUCAAGCUUCACCACCACCCAUUAUUCUUCUUCCUCCAAAAUAUAAAAUCUCUCCUUCACCACCUUCUCCUACUUCCUCCUUCACAUGCACCGCCGCCACCACUACCACCACCACCACCAUCUCCUCUUCUUCCUCCUCCUCCUCCUUGUCAAGUGCUUCUUCCUUCACCUCCAAGGACAGAUCAUUCUCCAACGAAUUUCUUUUGUCUUGCUACAAGGACAACCCACAAAUCUCACGCAUCAACUCCCUCACCCAUCAUCAUGCCAUUACUUCUCCUUCCUUCUCUAACAACCAAAAACCUCAUAACAACAAGGUUCUUCCUGCCUCCUCUACUCACAAGAGACUGCGCUCAAACUCACCAACAAAUCUAACGAGGCAGAAGAGUUUCAGAAAAGAUUCAUCACCAUCUCCAAGCACAAGGUUCAUCAAUACUAAUGGCGGUGAUUACUACAAAUAUUCUGCAAAUUCUUCCUCCAUGGACACUAGUACUGUUUCGAAGCGAAUGAACGGUAGCCCUAAGGUUAGUUCAGUUCAGUCUUGUUCUCGUUGUUGUGCUUCUUCGAGGAAUAAUAACAAAGCAGGUGCGAGUCCAAACAACAACUUAGGGAGGCUUCAAUGUUCUUCUGGGUUGAGGCAUAGAGCAAUGACUCGAACGCUUAGAGUUGGAUCCAAGAUUGAUGAAAAUGUGGUCAAACAAGUGGUGUCGUCGUCCAUUAAUUCUAAUAACAACGAUAUGGACUUGGAUCUCCUUGAAGACAUUGAUAAUCCUCUUAUCUCCUUGGACUGUUUCAUCUUUUUGUAGAAACAACUUUAAUUUUUGUAUGUGUUCUGCGUAUUCAUGUAUUUUUUCGUGUGCAUAGAAAGUUAUAAUUUUUUUCAUUUUUAUUUUAUUUUACAUGUGUGUAUG